AUGGCGAAAGAAAAGCAAGUCGCGACUGACUUUCAGAAGCUCAUAACCGAAGGUCGCGAGCGCAAACAGGCCCAAGAUCUCGCUGCGAAGGUCUUUAGAAGAGACCGAGUCUCAUCGGCACCACCCAGGUUCAACGGCACUGGGGGCUCCCUCGCCAGCCGCGCCGGAAUCAAGAAGAAGCUGACAAUGGGCCCUUACGCCGAACUCACACAGCGAGCUCCAAAUUCACCAGCAGUACCGAAACCCGGCAGCCUCGCUGCUCGCAUCCACGCCCCGGGCACCCAACCCCCAUCCGCGACCACAAAUGCCAGGGUGCAACGCCGCGUUGAGGCCCGACAAAAUGCCCUGCUGCAGGCGGAGCACGACUCAACGGUCGCAGCCCAGGUGAAUCUGGUCAACACCAGCAGGAAUAACACUGCGAGUCUCGGGGGCAGGCGACGGGGCGGGGGACUUCAGCAAGUGGCAGCACAACCACCGCCGCAACCGUUAAACAACGGGAUAACCAUUCGAGGUCUGGCCGGUCCAUUUGUUGUCAUAGCGCAGAACCUAGCCCCCGGAACGACGGCUGGCGACCUCGAGAGCGCGAUGACGCCCGUCGGCGGGCUUGUCAACAAGUGCCGGAUCAUCAAGACACACCCAAUAGUGAUCGCUGAGAUUGAGUUCCAAACUAAGGAAGGUGCCGAUCGGGUCAUUGAGAGGUUCAACAACCAAUUGGCUGACGGACGGAUCUUACACGUCUAUCCCAAGGUUGGAGGACCGCCAACAAGCCCGCUUCGAGCUCCUCGAGCUCCAGCAUCCCAGGGGAACGGUGUUCUAGUUGAUGGUUCGAUGGGUUUUGAGCCCAUGCAGGUGGAGGACAGCACCAAUACGGGACUGUACAGCGAUGAUCUCGUUGGUUCGACCAACACACCGGCCCACAAUCGGAGGGGCCGAGGGUUCCGAGGUGGCCGCGGUGGCAACAGUCGUUAG
This is a messenger RNA of Diaporthe amygdali, 969 nucleotides long. RefSeq lists its product as uncharacterized. Gene Ontology annotation, molecular function: RNA binding. The transcript is spliced from 4 exons. The record is from RefSeq and is a predicted model, not a curated record. Bases 1 to 969 code for a protein of 322 amino acids. Lineage: Eukaryota; Fungi; Ascomycota; Sordariomycetes; Diaporthales; Diaporthaceae.